Molecule: messenger RNA, 2627 nt
Organism: Stegastes partitus (bicolor damselfish)
Lineage: Eukaryota; Metazoa; Chordata; Actinopteri; Pomacentridae
Gene: pkia
Product: cAMP-dependent protein kinase inhibitor alpha
Exons: 3
Coding region: 132-359 (75 amino acids)
Biological process (GO): negative regulation of protein kinase activity
Molecular function (GO): cAMP-dependent protein kinase inhibitor activity
Source: RefSeq, a predicted model, not a curated record
AGGAGCGAAAUGGGGAAUACCGAAGUGGCAAGAUUCAAGCUGAUGUGAUUGACCCCUGCGAAUAUUCGGAAGCCCUUUAGCCCAAACAGUGUGUGCUAUACCAGGCCAUGCUAUGGUGAGGUGUCUCAGCGAUGACGGAUGUGGAAGCGACCUAUGAGGACUUCAUCGCUUCUCGACGAUCUGGCCGAAGGAAUGCCAUCCACGACCUCCCAGCAGCCACUGGAGCGCAGGGACCCACUGACCUGUCACAGAGUCUGGCACAGCUCAACAUCAACCAGCCAGGCGAUGAGGGAGAAGAUGCUGAGAAAAGCCAGGACUCUCCUGCUAAAGAAGAGGAGACUGAAGCUGAGGGCAGCUAGCUGCCAUCACAUAUUUAUGGACUCCAACAGCCUGUUUUUCCCUAUCUGAUCCCUGAAUGCUAAGCCUCUGACUGGUCAAUUGCAUCUAGUGACUAUGAACAGAUAAAGCAAAAUCCUCUACUGCCACCAUCCCGCCAUCAGGAAGUCAUCGCUAUGGCAACCACAGCGCAGUCUCCCUUCUGUACUUGGGUGCGUUUCAACCUCUUUAAAAAGCCUUGCUGCCUUUCCCUCGUGGCUACUGAAGUGAAAUUGGAUGUGAUGUACAGUGAACGCAGCGUGACGUCAACGACCAAAACCAGCCCUGUUUGACUGUCAGCAGUCCUGAGUGGAAAGGAGUGUCGGAGAAGAGAAAGGAGGCCAUUCAAGGUUUUUGGGGCAGGCUUAAGUAUUGCCACAGAAUUAAAAUUUUGUCUUCCCUCCCCCCGUCGCCUUUAGUCAUUCACCACUGAUAUGUCUGAAAUACUUCCAGGGAAGCGAGGACAGUGACUGGACACCUACUCUUCCUCUGUUCUUCUUGCAUCAGUGCUUGCACACAUGUGCUCCCUUCUAUCCGUGCUCACUGUUGACUAUGUUCAGCCUCCAUCCACAUUUUUUCCCCCUACAAUUAUAUAUUUUGUAUAUUUUGGGAGGCUCAAUGGACAUUAUCUCAAAACUGCACUCAAAGUUAAACUGCAGCCAAAAGCGACGUGAUUCUGGCUUUUGUUUAUCCAUGUCAGUAUCAACUGAGAAUUUUCUUUUAAGCAAUGUGGGUAAAUAAUGGGUGCAUUUUAAUAUUUUAUUGGUUGGUCAAAUGGCAGCCAGCACAAAUCAGGUCAGGUCAAGCUAAGUUAGAAACAUAAUUGAUUUGCUCCUGACUGUCGCAGUGACAGGAAAAACGUUGUGUGAGUGUAACUGUUGGUGACUUCACUGUGUUUUGCCAUCUGACCCAUAACGUUUAUUGAGUUGAAGUGAAUAUUCACUUGCCUUUCUCUUUGUGCAUCAUCACAGAUGCAGCCAGUGUGGACAUCUACUAGAUAAUGCAUGUUUCCUUCCCGGAAUGAAACAUUAUAAAUAUAUUUUUCUGCCAGGGCGAUCUGGUAGCUCGACUGUUGUUUCUGUUUUAUUUCUGUGCUUUGUGUGUUCAGAAUAUUGUGAAGGUUUUAUUCAGGAGGAACUAUUUUCUGAUAUUCAAUGUUUAAACAUGCAAUUUAUCUUGUAUAAUUAACAGAUUUAACUUUUUUUUCUUCAUUUUAAAUAUUCAUUGUGAGAUUGACUUUUUUAUUUUUGCAGUUAUAUUAUUCACACAGUUUUUGGAAUUACGUUUUUUAAAACAAGAUUUUACCACGACUGGACCCCUUGAACAGAGUUUUGUUUUGUGGUUGAUCAUACGUUCUCGUCUUUCUCACUGUUUGUGACUGAUCUUGCCUUCAGUCCAAUAUUUGGCGGCAAAAGAUGCAAGACUUUUCUUCUUAAGUCCUCACAAAUACGUGUCUAUAUUAAAGUGCUCCCUGGAAGCAACACAUUUCUCAUACCUAUCACGUAUGUGUGUGUGUGUGUGUGUGUGCGUGUGUGCCUGUGUGUGUGUGUGUGCAUGUGUUUAAAUGUGAUUUGAUUUAAGGUGGAUAUUGAAAAAAAAUAAUAAUAAUUUGCUACUGGAGAUUAGAUAAAUUGCACUACAUCUAGCACUCACUAGUGUGUUAUUUUUUUAGCAUUGUUUUUUAUUAAAGGUGUAUACUGUAUAUAUGUAUUCCUUGGAUAGGGUUUCUGUUAGAAUUAUGUAUUGAAUUAUAAUGUUGUGCAGGCUGCCUAUGGAUUUUACAAUUCCCCCAUUUUUUGUCAGUCAACCUUUUAAUGGUGAACGAACUACCCCUUUUAAUACUAUAACUGUACACUGCCUUGUUUUGUUAAACCAAUCAAAUGCGUGGAUAUCCUAAACAUGUCUUUGCACAAUAUGCUGCACAACACUGGCAUAUUUCAUUUAAUUAUUUUCUUGAAUCUAGUCAUUUUAACUGAUCAAUUUGCUUUAUCAGUCUUGUUGACGGGGUUUAAGGGAUUAUUUUUUACAGUGUAUUUGUAUAACUCGUACAUUGAGUCGCGUGUGUUUCUUGACUGUUUCAGUGCGCCUGUUCAUUUUGCAUUUUCCAUAUUGUUAUUUUUUUUUUAGUUAUUUAGGCAGUUCAUUCAUGAAAUCCAUUCAGUGUGUUGUCAGAGGCUUUACUGCACAACACACUCAUGUUUGACUUCAGUUUUGUUGGUUUAAAUGUGCAAUUAAAUGUCACUGGCGAAAAA